CAAUAAGCCAAUAAAUUAUCAAAAACUCGUGAAGAAGAAAGAGUACAGAGAAGAGCAGCUUCGUUUAUUCUGAUUGAAGAAGAAGACGAUCUCUCUCUCCCCGCAUUACAAUCAAUCAAUUUUCUCUCUCUAACAGAAAGAAAGAAGAUGAAGAGAAUGUUUGGAGUUAAGAAAGAUAAGGAACCUCCUCCUUCGAUCAAUGACGCCUCCGAUAGGAUUAGCAAAAGAGGUGAAACAGUUGAUGAGAAGAUCAAGAAACUAGAUGCUGAACUCAGUAGAUACAAGGAACAAAUUAAAAAAACAAGACCUGGCCCUGCUCAAGAGGCUGUUAAAGCUCGAGCCAUGAGGGUUCUUAAGCAAAAGCGAAUGUAUGAAGGACAACGUGACAUGCUCUAUAAUCAGACUUUCAACCUUGAUCAAGUUGCUUUCGCUGCCGAGGGAAUAAAAGAUGCUCAACAAACUAUGUCGGCUUUGAAAUCUGCAAACAAGGAGUUGAAAGGAAUGAUGAAAAUGGUGAAGAUCCAAGACAUAGAUAACUUGCAAGAUGAAAUGGUGGACCUGAUGGAUGUGAGUAAUGAAAUCCAAGAGACCCUCGGUAGAAGUUAUAAUGUGCCUGAUGACAUUGAUGAGGAUGAACUCAUUGGUGAACUUGAUGCCCUGGAAGCUGACAUGGGGUUUGAAACGGAUGCUAAUGGGAUGCCCUCUUAUCUCCAACCUGAUAAGGAACCCGACCUAGAUGCGGAGCUCAACUUGCCUCCAGCGCCCACUGGAAAUGCAGCGGUGCCAGCUGGCAGAUCUAAUACUCAGGUUGAAGAGGAGCUGGGUUUACCAGCAGUGCCUUGGGCAUCUCUUCGUGGUUAGGGAAUGACUUUGCUGUUGCAGCAUUGUCAUUUGAAUACUGGCUGCGAAGCCUUUUUGUAAGAUUUAUUAUUGUGUAGAGUUCACCCUGAUCUGAUCCAUGUAGAUCAUCUACUCUACAUUCGUUACAUAAAAUAUUUUCUUAAUC
This is a messenger RNA of Tripterygium wilfordii, 1006 nucleotides long. RefSeq names its product vacuolar protein sorting-associated protein 60.2-like. Gene Ontology annotation, cellular component: multivesicular body. The transcript is spliced from 7 exons. The record is from RefSeq and is a predicted model, not a curated record. The coding region runs from base 148 to 861 and encodes 237 amino acids. NCBI's taxonomy places the organism in Eukaryota, Viridiplantae, Streptophyta, Magnoliopsida, Celastrales, Celastraceae. Gene Ontology annotation, biological process: vesicle budding from membrane; late endosome to vacuole transport via multivesicular body sorting pathway.